AUGGCCGACGAUUCCCAGCAUGAGCACACCUUCGACUCCGCCGACGCCGGCGCUUCGACCACCUACCCCAUGCAAUGCUCUGCCCUGAGGAAGAACGGUUUCGUCGUCAUCAAGGGCCGCCCUUGCAAGAUCGUCGACAUGUCCACCUCCAAGACUGGCAAGCACGGUCACGCCAAGGUCCAUCUGGUUGCUCUUGACAUCUUCACUGGCAAGAAGCUUGAGGAUCUGUCCCCCUCCACCCACAACAUGGAUGUCCCCCACGUCUCGCGCCGCGAGUACCAGCUCCUCGACAUCUCCGACGAUGGCUACCUCUCCCUCAUGAGCGACGAUGGUGACACCAAGGACGAUGUCAAGAUGCCCGAUGGUGAGGUUGGCGAGAAGAUCAACCGUCUCUUCAAGACCGAGGAGAAGGACACCAACGUCGUCAUUCUCACUGCCAUGGGUGAGGAGGCCGCCGUUGAGGCCAAGGAGGCUCCCCGUGGUUAA
Thyridium curvatum is the source of this 486-nucleotide messenger RNA. RefSeq lists its product as uncharacterized. The transcript is spliced from 4 exons. Bases 1 to 486 code for a protein of 161 amino acids. NCBI's taxonomy places the organism in Eukaryota, Fungi, Ascomycota, Sordariomycetes, Thyridiales, Thyridiaceae. The record is from RefSeq and is a predicted model, not a curated record. Gene Ontology annotation, molecular function: ribosome binding; translation elongation factor activity; RNA binding. Gene Ontology annotation, biological process: positive regulation of translational elongation; positive regulation of translational termination.